UUGUCCAGCUCAAUUUCUGUGAUAGGACAUCGAUAUUUUAGCACGAGUUUGUCGGACGAGGAAAAAGCGGACUGCUUCUAUCGCGGCGGCUUCUACAAUUGGUUCGAACGAGGUCCAAAUAGCUCCUUCCUUUUGCCGGCUUUUCCCGGAUUCGAAACUGUUGACGGAAAAAGGUGCACUGAAGAAGGACGAUACUGCAAGAGGGGAAUAGAAUUGGAUUUCUGGAGCCCUUGCAACGAAAGCACUGAAAUACACGCCGGACAGACCUACCAUCGUGGUUGUUAUUUUGGCAGGGGAGCCCUGCAGUUGUCAUGGAACUAUAAUUACGGUCUAUUUCAACAGUUUCUCCUAUCUAAAGGAAUCAAAGUCGAUCUGAUCAAUAACCCGAACUUGGUAGUCACUAAGAUGGAUCCCCCACUCGCUAUGUUGGCCAGCCUAUGGUUUUAUAUGACGCCACAACCACCGAAACCUUCGAUGCAUAGCAUUGUGGUAGGUGACUGGCGACAGUCAGAGAAGAACAGACGUGCCGGAUUCAGCGGUCCUAUUUUCGGUCCAACCAGUCUUGUGAUUAACAAUGAAUGCGGUGGUGAAGAUCCUGAAGAA
Messenger RNA from Cooperia oncophora, 603 nucleotides. The record is from the annotation of a GenBank genome assembly. Lineage: Eukaryota; Metazoa; Nematoda; Chromadorea; Rhabditida; Trichostrongylidae.